AUGUACUCCCACUUGGAUAGGUUUAUAUGUUUACAAUCAGCAUUCAUCCUUCUACUCUUUAGUUGUGCCACGGUUGCCCAACUACCAACGGUGUAUGAUAUGCUACAGGAAUACAAUCUUCCACCAGGCCUGAUUCCCAGCAACAUUAUCGGUUACACCCUGGACAGAGCCACCGGUGAGUUUGUGAUUAGCUUGUCCGGUAAAUGUGCUUUUUCCUUUGACGGGUAUUAUGUCAUGUUCAACCAAAUGGUCAGUGGAGUGAUCACUAAAGACCAGAUAACGAAUUUGAGAGGAGUUAGUGUAAGAUUAUAUCUGUUUAUGCGGGCAAAUGUUAAGAAUGCAAUUCGCCGCGAAGAUGAGGUAGACAUCUCGGCUGGCAUGUUUUCAGUAAGAUUCGAUGUUGAGAAUUUCGAGGAGUCGCCACAGUGCAGUUGUGGGUUUGAUUGCGAUGAUUUAGAGUCUAAAGCCCAGAAGCGUUUGGACUCGUUUAUGUAA
Molecule: messenger RNA, 495 nt
Organism: Erigeron canadensis
Lineage: Eukaryota; Viridiplantae; Streptophyta; Magnoliopsida; Asterales; Asteraceae
Exons: 1
Coding region: 1-495 (164 amino acids)
Source: RefSeq, a predicted model, not a curated record